GAAUAUAACUCUGAUGUAAAUGAUGUUUACUUUAGCUCCAACUCUUGCCCUGUUUUCUUAUGUUGGUUCAGAUCUUCGAAGAUUUUCUGUCUCUGUAUUUGGAAUGGCUGCUGCGAAAUAUCAAGCAUCCUCAUCUUCACGGUUUUCUCAUUGUAAAUAUCAAGUGUUCUUGAGUUUCAGAGGCCAAGACACUCGCAAGAAUUUUACUGAUCACCUCUACACAGCCCUUGUUCAAGCAGGGAUUCACACAUUUAGAGAUGAUGAUGAAAUUGGCAGAGGAGAGAACAUCGAAUCGGAGCUCCUGAAGGCAAUACAGCAAUCAAAAAUUGCGAUAAUCGUAUUCUCCAAAGACUAUGCUUCUUCGAGGUGGUGCCUUGAUGAACUUGUAAUGAUCAUGGAACGAAGGAGGACUGCAGACUGCAGAGUUUUUCCGGUAUUCUAUGAUGUGGAUCCAUCCCAAGUCAGAAAGCAAACAGGGAGCUUCGCCGCAGCAUUUGUGGAGCAUGAAAAGCGCUUCAAGGAGGAGAUGGAGAGGGUGAACGGGUGGAGGAUUGCUUUGAAGGAAGUGGCCGAUUUAGCUGGAAUGGUUUUAGGAGAUGGAUACGAGGCACUGCUUGUCCAAUGUAUUGUGGAGAAGGUCUCAAAGAACUUGGAUCGAAAAAUAUUUCAUGUACCCCUUCAUUUCAUUGGAAGAGACCCUCUAGUAAAUUAUAUCAACUCAUGGUUGCAAGAUGAGUCCCAUGAUGCUGCCACUGCUAUGCUCUACGGAAUUGGUGGAGUUGGGAAGACAGCUAUAGCAAAGAGUGUUUUUAAUCAGAACUUUCGUAAAUUUGAAUGCAGGAGCUAUCUAUCAAAUGUUAGAGAAAUCUCAAAAGAAUCCAAAGGUGUAGUUUGCCUACAGAGGCAACUUCUUUCUGAUAUCCUAAACCAAACUGUUGAUGAGAUACAUGAUGUUGAUGAAGGAAUUUUAAAGAUUAAGGAUGCCUUGUGUUGCAGAAGAACUCUUAUUGUUCUUGAUGAUGUGGACAAUAGGGACCAAUUCAAUGCAAUCAUAGGCAUGCAAGAAUGGCUUUGUAAAGGAUGUAAAAUCAUUGUAACAACUAGAAAUAAGGGUCUAAUUGCAGCUAAUGAUGAGUUUGUCAAGUGCAAAGUUGAACCUCUAGACAACAAAAAAUCACUCGAGCUUUUCAGUUGGCAUGCCUUUGGACAAGCUUACCCUGUUGAAGGUUUUGUGGAGGACUCUUGGAGAAUAGUGCAUCAUUGUAAUGGACUUCCAUUAGCCCUUCGUGUUAUUGGUUCUUCAUUGUCAGGGAAAGGAAGAAAAUUAUGGGGAAGCGCAUUACAGGAAUUGGCAGUGAUUCCUAAUUGUGAAGUUCAAAAUGUUCUUGAAAUAAGUUACCACUCUCUAGAUGAUGAUUAUCAAAAAAACUUAUUCCUUGAUAUUGCUUGUUUCUUCAAUGGAAUGGAUGUGGAUUAUGCAGUUACGAUACUAGAUGGGCUCGGUAUAGGUGCAAGAUUUAGGAUUGACAAACUUAUCGAUAGAUGCCUUGUAGUAAUCAACAGUGAUGAAAGGUUGUGCAUGCAUCAACUUGUAAGAGAUAUGGGAAGGGAAAUUGCUCGACAAGAAUCACCCAAAUGUCAAAGGACAUGGCUUCACGAGGAUGCUUUUAGAGUAUUGAAUGGAACUAAUGAUGCUGAAAAAUUGCGUGGCCUUACCCUGGAUAUGCAUGCAUUAAUGGAAGAUGAUUAUGCAGAAGUUGCUUGUACCAGUUCAAUGGUUCGCAGCAAGAGGCGCAGGCUCAAUUUCUUUCAACAAUGGCUUUCUGACUUUCGUAAUGGGGGGAAAUUACAAACUGACCAAACAAGUUUGUUUCCCAUCCUCAGCACGGAUACUUUUAGAACGAUGUCAGAUGUAAAAUUUCUCCAACUAAACUACACUAAUUUUCAUGGAAGUUUUGAGCACUUUCCCAAGAAUUUGAUAUGGUUAUGCUGGCAUGGAUUCUUUUGGAGAUCCAUACCAAAUCACGUAUGCUUGGAGAAGCUGGUGGUUCUUGAUCUAUCCAGAAGCUCUCUAGUUGAUGCUUGGAAAGGCAAACCAUUUCUUCCAAAAUUGAAAAUUCUUGAUCUCCGACACUCUCUUGAUCUCAUUAGAACCCCAGACUUCUCGAGUCUCCCAGCCCUUGAAAAGCUAAUACUUGAAGAUUGCAUCUGUUUGGUUCAAAUUCACGAAUCUAUUGGUGAUUUACAAAGACUGUUGAUCUUAAAUCUAAGAAAUUGUACAAGUCUUAUGGAGCUUCCAGAAGAUAUGAGUAGAUUGAAUUCACUUCAAGAGCUGGUUUUAGAUGGUUGCUCAAAUCUUGUCAGCCUGAUGAAUAUGGAGUUAGAGCAUCAUCAGGGGCGCAGCUUGCUUCAAAGCGAUGGAAUUGUUGCAAGUACAUCAUACAUUACAUCUCUUCCAUUGAAGCUAUUCUUUCCCUCUAGGUUUUCAGCGAUGAAAAUGUUGAGAUUUACCUCGUUUUCACUGCCACGCUCCUUGGAGAGACUAGAUUUAAGUGGAACUCCAAUUCGUGCUCUUCCAGAAAGCAUCAAGGAUCUUGGUCUGCUUAGACACCUAUAUUUAAGAAAUUGCAAAAUGCUUCAGGCACUCCCAGAGCUUCCAUCCCAUUUGUGGUCGUUAGAUGUGUCCUUUUGCUAUUUACUGCAAAGAUUUUCAAAUCUAAACCCUUGGACUGUAGCAAAUGGUUGUGAACAAUUUGUCGAGUUCCAAGAUUGGAUGAAGCAAGAAUCAAUCCAAAAGUUUGACUCACACAUGUUCAGAAUAGUAGAAAUGAUAACAUUUAUACAUGGCUCAUUCAACGUUGUCGCAUAUGGAUUUGAUGAAGAUGAGGAGUUAAGGGGGUUUUACGAGGAAGAAGAAGAGGAUAAAUGGCUAAUUCAGAAUGAGUUUGUAGACAACUUUUCAUUCAAAAUAUCCUCACCUCCUCCUGCGCACCGGAUAUGUGGCUUUAAUCUGUUCACAAGGUUUUAUAUGACGUCAGAGUACAGUCGCUUUGAACCUUUUCAUUUUAUAAUCAGAAACAAUACCAGUGGUCGAUCCUUGCGCUGUCACGCCCCUGUCUACCAUUCGAGUUACGGGCGUGAUGUUCGUGAAUUCCAAUUGCUAAGCCACUGGAAAUUAGGGGUCGAUGGUCCUACAUUUGAUAAUGGUGAUGACGUGAGUAUUUCAGUGCUUCCACAUGAUCCACCUGUUCAAACAAGGACUGUUGGUGUACAAUGGUUGUAUGAAGAGGAAGGAAAGGAUGAUGAUAUCCAAUCAAAGGAUGAAGUUAUCAAUACACACAACAGUAGCGAUGAUGAUGAUGAUGAUGAUGAUGCAGCACACCUAGCCAAAGUAGAAAUAGCUUCUCGUAUUUUUAGAAAUUAUUAUUGUGCUUCCCGUGGUUUUUUAUUUGGUGGCAAUUUCACUUGGUGGUAUUUUGCAAAGAAAGGUCUGGGAAUUGUAUUAUUUUAGGUUUGUUUUUUUAGACAAAAUGAACAAGUAUUGAAGAUAGUUUUGUAUAUUCAGGAGUCUUUCUCCUUUAUGUGUGUAGGGUGAGACUUUUUAUUUUAAAA
This is a messenger RNA of Populus euphratica (Euphrates poplar), 3612 nucleotides long. RefSeq names its product TMV resistance protein N-like. Lineage: Eukaryota; Viridiplantae; Streptophyta; Magnoliopsida; Malpighiales; Salicaceae. The coding region runs from base 20 to 3511 and encodes 1163 amino acids. Gene Ontology annotation, molecular function: ADP binding. The record is from RefSeq and is a predicted model, not a curated record. The transcript is spliced from 6 exons. Gene Ontology annotation, biological process: defense response; signal transduction.